Messenger RNA from Plodia interpunctella (Indianmeal moth), 5197 nucleotides. RefSeq lists its product as uncharacterized. The coding region runs from base 420 to 2708 and encodes 762 amino acids. The record is from RefSeq and is a predicted model, not a curated record. NCBI's taxonomy places the organism in Eukaryota, Metazoa, Arthropoda, Insecta, Lepidoptera, Pyralidae. The transcript is spliced from 6 exons. Gene Ontology annotation, molecular function: protein binding.
GGAAGGGAGGUUGUGUCGUGCUCCUCUGGGCUUUCCGCGAGUCGUCGCCGUAGUCACGUAGAAAAUAAAAAAAUAAAAUAGUGGAAAGUCAAUUUUGGAUUUCGAACGCGGCAACAGUUUUCGUUGGUGGCGUUAACUUUUUAAAUUGAAAUUUUGAUUGUGGUGUUCUACUGUUAUAUUAUUAAGUGCGUGAUAGUGUUGUGCUGUGAGUGUAAAACUGUACGGUGAUUUUGCGGAAAUUGAAGACAAUUACGUACGUGGAUGCUAUACUGAUUAUGAAGAUUUAAUUCAGUUACUAAUAUGAGAUAGACAUCUACAAAACAUUAGAAUGUAUCGUACGUGCUGAUAUUUUCGUGAACAAAUGCGUCCGUGCGCAAUCCAGGAAUGCGACAGCACGAGGAAAUGACCCUCAAAGCAAAAUGGCUCGUAAACACUGGAACACAUGGAUGAAAAUAGCGCUCGUGCCAAUCGCAUUAUUGACUUCCACAAUAGCUGACUUCACAACGGAAUGCCAGCGGCCCUGUGACUGCAGAUGGCAAUCGGGAAACAAAGCUGCCAUUUGCUCAAACUCAAGCCUAAAAAUGAUACCGGCAAACCUGAGCAGCGAUAUUCAAAUACUAGAUCUAACUAAUAAUAAUUUAAUACAACUUCAACAAGAAGCUUUUAAGAAAGUAGGCCUUAGUAAUUUAAAGAAAUUAUUCCUUAGAGAAUGUAACAUAGAAGUUAUAAAUAAAGCGGCAUUUGUCACACUAGCUAUUAUGAUCGAGCUCGAUUUGUCAAAGAACAGGAUACGAUAUCUACACCCAGACACGUUCAAAGGCACAGAGAAACUAAGGUUAAUAAACUUAAGCAACAACUUCAUCGAUAAGUUAGAGGACGGUAUAUUCCGCAAUUUGAAGUUCCUACAGAAAGUAGAGGUUAGCAGUAACAGGAUCGCGCGGAUCGGAACUAAAACGUUCGUGAACUUGCCGCAACUGAAGAUUCUCAGGUUGGAUGGUAAUAAUUUGAGCCACAUGAAGCCGGAAACUUUGAUGGCGCUGAGAAACUUGUCCGGCCUGGAUUUACACAACAAUCCGUGGAGGUGUGAUUGCAAUUUGCAGACUUUUAGAGACUGGGUGAUCACUCAUAACUUAUACACACCGCCGACGGCGUGCGCUGAGCCUCAAUCUGUUAAAAGUAAACUUUGGAACGAACUAGAUUCGGCAAACUUCGCUUGUCGGCCUACCAUACUAGAGCCAAUACGAGAUACCAUAAUCAGAAGUUACGAUGACAACGUCACAUUGUCUUGCAAAGUCGUCGGGAACCCAAAUCCCGAAGUGGUCUGGAAAUUUAACGGUAAAGUCAUAGAGACGAGAUUGUUUGGAGAAUUAAGAUAUGUUAUAUCUGAGAAUACAAUGGAUCUGAUUCGUUGGGUUAAUCUCACUAUAGUUCACGUGAGGUAUAGUGAUAGAGGUAACUAUACUUGUAUUGCAGAAAACCCUGGAGGCAAAGAUGAGAAAAGUCUCAUGCUUGUAUUGUCAAAAUAUGGAGGUAUUGGUACGAUAGCUGGAAUGGAUACUGACAUUUUUGCUAUAUUGAUUGGGUGUCUUAUAGCUAUACUAAUAAUAUUUUCAACAGUUUUAUUUAUUUGUUAUUUCACAACUCAGAAGAAUGAUAUAAAAAGACUGAUAAAGACCGAUACUCGUUCGUCUAAUGGGGAAGCAUUGAUUGAAGGUUCUGUUGCGUCUGAAGGAGAGAAAGUUAUGAAAGCUGAAGUGAACCCUAUAACUAAGCCUCCAAGAAAAUAUGAGGCUCCGCCGUCCCUUACAUGCGAAGCUACUGAAAUGUUAGAAUUGAACAAGACUUUAUUGGAUAAUGACUGUGUUUUAGCAUCCAACGAAGAAAACAAUCGCCGACAAGAAGUUGAACUGCCGAAGAUAACCCACGACUCUCUUCUCUUAGACCGACUGACACAAGAGCACCGAGCAUACCCACCGGAUCUCCUCUCAUUCCCACUCCGAGGAACACCUCAAAUUUCUCCAGGAAUCUCGGGUCACGACAGAGAAAAGGACAGCCCUAUUAAAUCACCAGGAUACGGAGUAUCAUCCAUCAACACGUCUCUUUAUAGCAGAUUCCAAAACCCAAGCUUCGAAGGAUCAAUACCCUUAAUGAGUCCUAAAGGAGGAUACGUGACGCUUCCAAGACGGCCAAGGAAUAGCAUAUCAGACAAUCGACCACCAGUAUUUUCGACAAUCAAUGGAGUAAUACCAUAUUACGAUUUUAAUAUGAAGCUAUUCGGCAAUGGUGGCAAUUAUUAUAGUCUGAAUAAGAGCGAAAUGGAUUUAGGGCCAGUAAGAAAAUUGAGUUCCAAUUUUGAUUCGGGUGAAAUUGAACCUGCGCCAUCGCCAGCCCCUGGUACACCGCAUGCAACAAUACCAAGGAAUAGUCUAAGCUCACCUAAUAUUCACAACCAAUUGUUAGCACUUCAAGCUAUGGCUAUUAGCAGUAGAUUGUCGAAAAAUUCUGAGCAAAGACCAUUACAAGUGAUGCUGGAAAACGAAGGUUUGAUUAAGAAUUCCACUAGAGAUUUGAGAGUUAGUUAUAAUGUUAGCACGUUAGGGAGAAAUAGAACAGCGCCGAAACCACCGGUUAAACCGAGAAAGAGGAAUUCUUGUGAAGUGACAGAGCAGUUUCUUCUCAAUUCUGGUGAUAAUGCCACACAAGUGUAAUGUAUUGUGUAUAUUCCAUAGAGUUAUGUUAAAAAUGGCAUGAUAAAAAAGCAUUUAACAAAAAUUCCAAUACAACUUGAGUCUAUAAAUUUUAUUAAUUAUAUACUGUAUUUUGGUUAACACCAGUAUUCGAUGUCUGUCUGUCCGACGUGUUAAGAAAUAGGUACAUACCUUUUUUAAUGUUCAGAAAUUUUGCAGGAAAAUUCAGUUGGAUUUCCUCUCACGUCGCUACUGUUGAAAAAUUAAGUUUCAGAAUGUUUCCUAUUUUGGUCGUACUAUCUGAUAUAUUUAAUCCUUACCAAAUAUCACACAUUGUCAAUAACAUUAUUUUAUAGACAAUUUUAAAUUAAUAUAUUGUAAAAAAUAGAGUCAAAUAUUUCAAAUCGAAUGACAAAAAUUUAUUUAAUGGCCCUUAAAAUGCUGUGACUAUUUUGAUUGAAUUAUUUCAAACAAAUAAGAGAAAAAUUACAUAGAAACCUAUAUAUACUGAGAGAUUACAUGUAACCCUAGGAAAAUUGCUAAAUUUGUGUUUAUUUCGAAAAUAAGUAUUUCUGUUUUAUAUAUUUAUUUAUUUUACAUUCUUCAGAUUUUUAAACGCUUUUUAUUUAUUAUAUUUCAGGAAAUGUUAAAUCUCAAUUCUAGUAUAUUAUUAUAGUGUUAUAAACUACUUAUACACACGAAGUGGAUACAGAGUUAACAAAUUAAUUCGGCAUUUUUUUUAGUCAAAAAUUAAAAUUUACAAACUUGACUGCCAAUUUAAUUUAUAUGAUUAAAAUUAAAUUGGCAGUUAUUAAAUUUUAAUUUUCUGUUCAUUCAAUAAGUUAAAAGCUUUAAUAAAAAAAAAAUUACAGUUAGUCAUUUUAGAUUUAUAUAUUUUGAAUAUAUAUGGUGUAUGUAAUCAUAUGUAAAUAAAUUCGUUCAUUACGAAUAACAAUGAAAUACCUAAUACCUAGUUAAAAAUUUAAUUAAUCAAUUAUUCAAAUUAAAUUUAGUAUUCAAUAUCGGUGCUUCAUAUGAAUAAAACAUUAAAUGCAUUAAUUCAGCAAUCUUCCAUAUUAUGCUUGGUUUAUAAAAAUAGUGGGUGAUUUUUUUUUUCACUGCACAAGGAGGUCGAAAGGAAGGCUAAAAAUUGAUAAGGAUUAUAUUUAUAUUCCUAUAAGAAUAAUUUCUAAAAAAAAAAUAAAAACUUUUAUUUCAGUUAACAGGAUCCAUGUUCACACAAAAAUAAUGAACUAACAAAACACAAAUGACAUAAAAAAAAAAACAUUUAUGUUGUUUUUUCUAUUUGCUCAGCUCAUUGAAAACGACAAAUAUCAAAAAAAAAAAUACAGUGAAAGAAAGACGUGAAAUUCUGUCCAAUUUGUGUGGGAGAACAAAAAAAAACCAUAAUUUUAGACACAAUUUUUUUUUGGACAACAACUGAACAUCACCCAAAAAAUAUAGACAAAUAGUUCGUAAAAUUUGUGCUGGGAAAAAUUAAUUACCCUGUUUAAACAAUAGAAGAAUUAGUUGUCUGUAUAUAUAAAAUAGCUGACUUGCGUAAAAUUGCGAAUAUAUUGUUAUAUUAAAAGUAUGAACAUGUAAUUUAACUACGUACGGAUUUAUGAAGAUACAAUUCAUAUUCAGGACUGAAUAAAUAAUUUUAUAUAUUUUAUACUUCUUAAUUCUCGAUAUUUUCCACUCCAUUAAUCAAAGAUAAAGAAAAGUUUGAAAGGAGUUAACGUUGCCACAUGGGAUAGAACAAAAAGCCGGCCCAAAAAGGGACAAAAAUACGCGAGGAGAAACGGGACAGAGCGCUGUCCCCCUUAUAAUACUGACGUCUUAAACAAGAUAGGAGAUUCUUAUAUCUAAUUUUGAAAAAAAAAAAUCUGUUCACGAUUUUUUUAAUCAAAAUAAUAUUUGUUAUCAGUGCAAAAAGAUAUAUAUUCCAAGAUUUUAUUAAUUUUGUAUUGCACCCAUCUUUUUUAUGACGAUAAACCUGGGCAUUAUUUCUUGAAUAUGAGCGAAAUCGAAGUUAUAACGUUGUUCAAGGUUUUCUCUGUCUUGUCUACUCUAAAAUGAAGAAAGAUUUUGAAUUGAUCACAUGUUCGAGCUCAAUUCUGCAUUUUUCGUACUAUAACGAAAAUAAUGCAAUUUUGGUCAUUGAUCUCUUUUCUCCCUGACUUUGGACUUAAGUAUUUUCUUUUAUUGUUAUAAUAAUUUACUUGAAAAUAUCUAUUUACUGUAAUGUUAGUUGUAUUUAACUUAUUCAUUGAUUAUAUUUUAUUAUAUACUUUCUCAUGUUUUAAGUAAUUUUAGUUGGUAUAAAAUUGAUGUAAAAGUUAUAGAAUUUAUUGUUGAGAUGAUUUUCAUUACUCUAAUGUAUAAAUGUAUAUAGUAGAUAUAUAAAUUGUAUAAAAAAUUAUAUAUUCGAGGUGUGGUCAGAGUAUAUGAUGGAAGGACCAAUUGGAAUGAAGAAUAACAAAGAAUGUAUUAAAUAAAAUACAGUU